CGUGAAUGCGGUGAUCGUCGAUGGAACAGUAUUCUCAUCUUUCACCUGGACGCGUCGUUUAGUCUUUCAUGUCGGACCGCGAAGGGACCUCUGGAGGCGGAGAUGACGACCUUUCACUACCAAAGGCGACCGUGGCCAAGAUGAUUUCGGAGUUACUCCCCAGCGACAUCGUUUGUGCGAAGGAAACGCGGGAUCUGGUGAUAGAGUGCUGCGUAGGUGAGCCCUCAGCUAUUGUCUUCUCCCCGUUUGCUCGCAAUUUCGAUUCAAACACUACCCGCCCAGAAUUCAUACACCUCAUCUCGUCGGAGGCAAAUGAAAUCUGCGAACAGGAGUCGAAGAAGACCAUCGCCCCCGAGCAUAUUAUUGGUGCUCUCAAGCGGCUCGGAUUCGACUCAUUUACUUCCGAGGUCGAGGACGUUCUGAAGGAGCACAAGCAGCAACAGAAGGACCGAGAAAAGAAGGUCUCGAAAUUUGAGCAGUCUGGAAUGACACCCGAGGAGCUUCAGGCCGCCCAAGAAGAGUUGUUCGCGGCUAGUCGCGCCAAGUUCCAGUCUACUGGACCCCAGCCCCCCGCAGCAUAAGACCGAUGGACCGCCUAAAUGUAUAGUGUAUGUGAGACCACUGUAAUUCUAAUUGACUUGGACAUCUCGCGUUCUCGCUCUCAG
Mycena citricolor is the source of this 665-nucleotide messenger RNA. The record is from the annotation of a GenBank genome assembly. NCBI's taxonomy places the organism in Eukaryota, Fungi, Basidiomycota, Agaricomycetes, Agaricales, Mycenaceae.